GAACUCGGAGGAUUCCUCCAGCUUCUUGGCGAAGGGGAGGAAAGGAAAGGGCGGGACCAAAGCCUCUGGUGGACGAGACGCAGCCAGGCCAGCGGCGGCGGCGGCGGCGGCGGCGCGUCUCCCGGUAACAAGCCUUGGCCCCGCCCCCUUGCGUGUGAAAGGAAGGCCGCAGCUCAUCUUUUCAGGAUUGAUGCAUGUUUCUUCUCUUACUUUACUCUGGCUGAGAAUUUGGAUAAGCAUGGCGCAACUCCAACAGGGAGGUCCUGAUGAAAAAGAGAAGACUACAGCAUUAAAGGAUUUGUUGUCUAGAAUAGACUUGGAUGAACUGAUGAAAAAAGAUGAACCACCACUUGAGUUUCCUGAUACUCUUGAAGGAUUUGAGUAUGCUUUUAAUGAAAAGGGGCAGUUAAGGCAUAUAAAAACUGGAGAGCCAUUUGUGUUUAACUACCGUGAAGAUUUGCAUAGAUGGAACCAAAAACGCUAUGAAGCUCUUGGAGAGAUCAUCACUAAAUAUGUAUAUGAACUACUAGAAGAAGAAUGCCAUUUGAAAAAAGUGCUUAUUCCGGUAGAUGCAGUGGAGAGUGAACCAAAGAGUUUUAUCUUUAUGAGUGAAGAUGCAAUGACAAAUCCUGACAAACUGAUGGUUUUAAUUCAUGGUAGUGGUGUUGUUAGAGCUGGACAGUGGGCAAGAAGGCUUAUUAUAAAUGAAGAUCUGGACAGUGGCACUCAGAUUCCAUAUAUUAAAAGAGCUAUAGAGGAAGGCUACGGAGUAAUAGUACUGAAUCCGAAUGAGAACUAUAUUGAGGUUGAAAAGACAAAAGCUCAAGUACAGCUGUCUCCCGAUAGCUCAGAUGAACCUGCAGAAAAGAGAGAGAGAAAAGAUAAAAUCCAAAGAGAUACAAAGAAGCGACGAGACUUUUAUGAAAAGUACCGGAAUCCACAAAAGGAGAAGGAAACGACGCAGUUGUACAUUAGAGAAAAUGGAUCCCCUGAAGAACAUGCAAUUUACGUAUGGGACCACUUUAUCUCCCAGUCAGCAGCAGAAAAUGUAUUUUUUGUUGCUCACAGUUAUGGUGGACUUGCAUUCGUUGAACUGAUGAUUCAACGUGAGACAGAGGUGAAAAAUAAAGUUACUGCAGUAGCAUUGACAGACUCGGUUCACAAUGUGUGGCAUCAAGAAGCUGGCAAAACUAUUCGAGAAUGGAUGCGAGAAAACUGUUGUAAUUGGGUGUCAAGUUCAGAACCUUUGGAUACUUCAGUAGAAUCCAUGUUACCAGACUGCCCACGAGUCUCUGCAGGCACAGAGCGGCACGAGCUCACCUCCUGGAAGAGCCACGCGUCCAUCUACCGCUUCUUCCGCGAAGCCCUGGAAGCCAAGACCAGCGGCGGCACCGGCAGCAGCAACAACAACAGCAAUAGCGGCAGCAGCAACAACAACAACAACAGCGGUGGCAACGACUCCUUAGGCAAAGCGGAGCCUCCAAGGCGCUCGCAGCGCAUCCGCUACGAAGACCUGUGAAGGGAGCCAGAAUGAAUAGGAAACAAAAGAGGGGGGGGGGCAUGUUGUUGGGGCGCCUGCGCAGUAGCAGCAGCAGCGCUCCAUUCCAUUCCCCCCUCCCUUCCUCUCCUCCCUCCCCUUCUGUCCUCUCCUCCUCAUUAGAUUGUUUUCUUCCUAGAGCACCGGGUCGCCGCGUUAUACCUCUGC
This is a messenger RNA of Anolis sagrei ordinatus, 1705 nucleotides long. It is a transcript of the gene ARB2A, whose product is annotated as ARB2 cotranscriptional regulator A. Gene Ontology annotation, cellular component: nucleus. NCBI's taxonomy places the organism in Eukaryota, Metazoa, Chordata, Lepidosauria, Squamata, Anolidae. Gene Ontology annotation, biological process: regulatory ncRNA-mediated heterochromatin formation. Gene Ontology annotation, molecular function: siRNA binding. The record is from RefSeq and is a predicted model, not a curated record.